GUCAUAUUGAACUGUUGACAGAUAUUGACAAACACAAAAGUGGAAAAAAAUCGUGAGGUUCGAUUUUAUACUGAGUGUUGGUGAAAAUAAGAUAAUUUGUUUACCAAUUACUGCGUAAGGCAGAGUUGUUCAAUAAGUAUUUCUAUUACAUGCGCUGCACCAGCUUCUGGACAAGGAUUGGAAGUGGCAAACUAAAGCGUGCAUCCUUUUCGCUCGGGUGGCAGCAAAGGUAAAUGCAAUGAGCAGUGCCGGAUUCGUCAAAUCCGAAUCCGAUGGAAAGCGGCCAUCCAGUAACAAGAACGGCGAUUGGACUUGUCCGGAGCCCGAUUGUAAGAAUCUAAAUUUUGCCCGAAGAAACCAGUGCAAUCGGUGCGGUAAGGAGCGCCCGAACAGUGGUUCCAAAAAUGGGUCUACGGCUAGCGACUCGGACGGUGGCGGCAGCAGUAGCGCUGGAGGGAAAAAGAAAGUCGGCACAGAGAUCGGCAAGGCGGCUGCUGAGAAAUCGCGCGGACUGUUCAGCGCUGAAGACUGGCAAUGCAAUAAAUGCGCUAAUGUGAAUUGGGCUCGACGGCACACAUGCAACAUCUGCAGCGCCCCACGGUUUUGCGACGUGGAAGAACGCACCGGAUACGGAGGAGGAUACAAUGAUCGUGGCGUGGUCGAAUACAAGGAUCGCGUUGAAUCGGACGAUGAGUACGAUGAGUUUGGACGGCGAAAGAAAUCUAAGGGUAAACCGAAGGAUCAGGGCAACAACCGUGCAGCACAAAGGCGCCACAGUACGGAUUCCGAAGAAGAGGUUGAGCAAAGAAAAAUUUCCCGAAGAGAGCCACAGAAACGUAAACAAGCGGACGACGAGUCAUCGGACAAAGGUAACGAGGAUGACGACGAAGAGGAAGAUGAAGAUGAAGACGAGGGCAAUGAGGACCUGUCCAAAUACGAUCUAUGGGGAUCCGAUGAGGAGAUUGCUGCAAAACCGGCUCCUAAAACUUCAAACUCCUCCAACCACAAACCAGCUUCUCAUCGCCAUCGCUCACGAUCAAAUUCCCGCUCAAGGUCUCCCAGUCUGGAUCGCAGGCGGCGUUCGAGUGAUCAACGGUCGUCUUCAAAAUCGACCGCCUCAUCGACUAGUCACGGACGAUCUGACUCAAAACGCUCGAGCGCCUCACGUCGACACGUUCGGUCCAGGUCACGUUCGUACUCACGUUCUCGUUCACGCUCACGAUCGCGAUCGCCCCGAUCCUACCGACGUAAUAAAGACAGAAGACGUUAAAGCAUUUGUUGCGCUUGCUUAUUUGCUAAGCAGCACUCAAUACUAAAAGCAAAUAAAUGUGUAAAUUUUAGAGUGAAAUGUUGCUAUGUUUA
Anopheles funestus (African malaria mosquito) is the source of this 1362-nucleotide messenger RNA. Its product is annotated as zinc finger Ran-binding domain-containing protein 2. Gene Ontology annotation, biological process: RNA processing. The transcript is spliced from 3 exons. Gene Ontology annotation, molecular function: lipopolysaccharide binding; RNA binding. Lineage: Eukaryota; Metazoa; Arthropoda; Insecta; Diptera; Culicidae. The coding region runs from base 239 to 1270 and encodes 343 amino acids. The record is from RefSeq and is a predicted model, not a curated record.